AUGGCGUCCAACAUCUACUUGGUUCACCAGCGAAUCAGCCGGCUCGGGCAGAGGAUGUCCGCCUUCCAGAUCAACCUCAGCCCGCUCAAGGAGCCGCUCGGCUUCAUCAAGAUCCUCCAGUGGGUCGCUUCCAUCUUUGCUUUUGCCACCUGUGGAGGUUUUACGGGCAAAACAGAAAUUCUGGUGCAAUGUUCUAAAGAUUCUGAAAACAAAACGGUUACAGCUGCUUUUGGUUACCCAUUCAGGUUGAACCAGGCAUCGUUUCAGGUGCCUCCAAAAGUCAACAUGUGUGAUAUCAAAUGGAGUGAUUACGUCCUUAUAGGAGACUACUCUUCCUCUGCAGAGUUCUAUGUCACAUUUGCAGUCUUUGUCUUCCUCUAUUGCAUUGCUGCUCUUCUGCUUUAUGUUGGUUACAUGAACCUAUAUCGAGAUAGCCGCAAACUUCCCAUGAUUGACUUUGUUAUUACUAUUAUUGCCACGUUUUUAUGGUUGGUGAGCACUUCAGCCUGGGCUAAAGCUCUUACCGAUAUCAAAAUUGCUACUGGCCACAAUAUUAUUCAGGAACUUGAGCCUUGUCAUAAGCCUUCAGCAGUGACCUGUUAUUUUGACUCUGUUACCAGUAUGGGAUCCCUAAAUGUUUCUGUGAUCUUUGGAUUUCUGAAUAUGAUACUUUGGGGCGGAAAUGCUUGGUUUGUAUACAAGGAGACAAGUUUACACAGUCCUUCAAAUACUUCUACUGCACAUGGCCAAGGAGGCAUUCCACCUCCCGCUGGAAUGUAA
Chrysochloris asiatica (Cape golden mole) is the source of this 780-nucleotide messenger RNA. RefSeq names its product synaptophysin-like 1 (gene SYPL1). Gene Ontology annotation, cellular component: synaptic vesicle; synaptic vesicle membrane. NCBI's taxonomy places the organism in Eukaryota, Metazoa, Chordata, Mammalia, Afrosoricida, Chrysochloridae. The transcript has 6 exons. The record is from RefSeq and is a predicted model, not a curated record. Bases 1 to 780 code for a protein of 259 amino acids.